This is a messenger RNA of Girardinichthys multiradiatus, 8832 nucleotides long. RefSeq names its product FYVE, RhoGEF and PH domain-containing protein 5-like. The record is from RefSeq and is a predicted model, not a curated record. The coding region runs from base 260 to 4504 and encodes 1414 amino acids. The transcript has 21 exons. Gene Ontology annotation, cellular component: cytoplasm. NCBI's taxonomy places the organism in Eukaryota, Metazoa, Chordata, Actinopteri, Cyprinodontiformes, Goodeidae. Gene Ontology annotation, molecular function: metal ion binding; guanyl-nucleotide exchange factor activity.
GAUGUCGGUGUUGGUGUGUGGGUUAUCAGGGCGCGGAUCGAGCCUCCACAUUUGGUUUCCAGUCACGUCCUGCGCGCAGGCGAUCAGCUGAGCAGGAAAAGAGACGGAGCCGCGGUGAGAAACUGGCGCAGUCACUCAGCGUCUGUGCGGACAUUUCAGCGGACUUUACUGCCGGGAUCCGCUUCCUCUCGCUUUGCAAAGUGUCGUGCGCCGUGACCGAUUUUGCGGACGGGAUGUUGGAGGUGGUCGCCGCGCAAAAAUGAACACAGACUGCACCCAGCCUUCAACUGCUCCAACGCCAAGAUUUGUUUGUCACGCCAGCCUGAAGCUGCCUCCCCCUCUUUCUUCUGCAUUAAGGGGUCCUAAACCUUCUGUAGCCCCAAAACCUAAAGUCAAAGUGCUGUUAAAUGACAACCAGGGAGGCUUCAGUAACAGCACUGCAGAAACUUCUGAUGGAGGGGGUGAUGAAGGUAUUUUGAAACAGAAUGGUCUGAACAAAUUCAUUAUAAACACAUCACAUGGGAAGAAACAAUUGGAUGUAAGUAGUAUCAAAUUCCACAAAACAGAUUUAGAAACUAUGUCAAAGGGGACUGUGGACAGUGGAGGUACAGAGGAGGAAAAGAAGGAGGAGAAAGAGGAAACUCAGGACAUAGAAGAGAACUGCAGAUUAACACACAGUGCACAUUCGGAGGAAGUCGACUCCCUGAAAACAUUUUGGGUUAGUGACAGAAGACUCACAGCUUUCUCCGCGGGGGCAGAGGAGAUGAGUGACAGAGGUGACAUGGAUGCUGAAGGUUGUGAUGGAGGUGAGGCACUGGCUGACACAGACGGCCUCUCAAUGGGAGACAUUUCUGUUCAUAGCGCUGAAGACGGGUUGUGUUGCCACUCUGCCCUGAAGCAGGAAAAGCUUUGGACAAAUGGAGACAGAAGUACCGCAGAUGAUUUAUCAAAAUCUUCUACUGAUGAAAAUGGACUCUGUCUUAGAGAAAGAAUGAUGGACACUGAUGCAAAACAUGGAAGAGAAAAAGAGUCAGGUCCUGAUUGGUGUUGUACUAGCCUGAAGUUGAUGUGUGGCCAUGAAAUUAAAGCAAAAUGCCAAAAUCAGCAGGAGGUUAGUUUGUAUGACUUAAUUCCUAAAAACCACAAACCUGGAGCUAUCGAGCCUUUUUACAUCUGUUCAGAGGACAUUAUUAACAUGGCAGCUUCGCUCUCAGAAGGUGGCAUUACUUCUGUAAACAGAACUGGAGUAUCAGCUGGAAAAUACAUUGAAACAGCAGAAAAUGGGCGUUUAGUGGACUGUGUGAACAUUGAGGAAAGUGAUGAGUAUGGCAGCAGUGAUAUAGCUAAUGACAUUGAUAGCGCGUUGAACCAUUUGGAUUGCCAGGCAAGGUUCAGACAAGUCACCAUCUCAGUGCCAACAGACACAGACACCUCAUUGACAUCUUCUCUCUCUGAUAGUCAGCUGCUAUCCCCAGAUGACUCCAAUGUCUUUAAAGAUGAGGAGGAUUUUGAGGGUCACAUAGUACCCUUUCUGGAUGAGACCAGUGACAUGGAGCACACCAUUACAGACGAGCAUGUUUAUGAGGAGCCAGGGCAAAGUUCAUGUGCUGAAAGUGGUUUUACUUUGGAUAGGAAGGCUGUUGGUAUUCGAACACACUCUUUGUCAUGUCGGAUAUCCACUGCUGUUGGGGAUCGGGGAGUACAAUUCCUCCACAAGACCUACGUUAGUGGAUUAGGACAACCUGCAUUGAGCAGCAGUCCAGUCUUAAAUUCAAUACGGCACAAGAGCUAUACCAAACCCAAGUAUUUAUCCUUGUACCCACGCUCCCUGUCUAUGGAGGGACACAGCACACCUCUGUGUAUCUACAAGGAGGACUAUUACAGACAUGGCAUUUCCUCAUCUGAAAGCAUCUCCAAGUGCUCUCCUCUGUCAUCUAGUGCCCUGUCCACACCUACUUCUUUUAUGGAUAUUCCUCCUCCUUUUGAGCUGUCCUAUAUUACCAAGAAGCCUAUCACAAAGAGUUCCCCCUCACUUCUCACUAGGGAAGACUCUUCAGAGAAGGACAGGAAAAAGAAAUCCUCAAUUAAGCGCUUUCUACUUAAAUUUGGGUGGAAAACAGAACAUAAGUCUGCAAAAGAUGUCAAGCUGUCCUCUUUAAAUUCCUCAGCUGAGUCCAGCCAUUGCACACCCAGCAGAUCUUUGGAUUUAGAUAGGCAGAGUAUUAGUAGUUCUCCACUGCUAAAUUUACGUUCAGCAAACAAGCCUCAGGGUUCACCUGAGCCUUCAUCCAGCUUCCUGUUCUACAAAGAGAGUAAAAGGAAAGGGAACUCUGUGGCCUUCCUCAAUAGGAGUGUUGUCCGAGUGGAGUCCUUCGAGGACCGCUCCCGAGUGCCUUUUGUACCUCUACCUUUGACCAAGCCCCGGUCUAUCUCCUUCCCCAACACUGAUACCUCGGAUUAUGAGAACGUUCCUCCCCUUAGCUCAGACUAUGAGAACGUUCAGGUGCCACAGUGGAGGCCUCUUCAGCAGAUGCCGCUCGCAAACUUCUUUGAUCGUCCCAGUCGAGUCUUGUCUUCAGGGAAUGAGACAGACGGUUACGUGGACAUGAAGAGCCUUCCUGGGUUUGAGAUGAAAACAAACUUACCAGAACAGGAAACUGAAAGUGCCUACACAGAAGCCUACAAGGUGUGCUCUGUGUCUGCUGGUGCGAUGAGUGACGGUCUGGAAGAGACGGUAGGGGAUGAAGACCAAGGACGCACCUCCGAAGAGGAAGAUGCGGGGACAGGGGUCAACUAUGACCGACAGCCUGAUGGUCGAUCCAGAGCAUUUUACAUUAUUAAAGAGCUGGUGGAUACAGAGAGAUUCCAUGUAAAGGCCCUCAGAUUGCUUCAGAAAGACUUUCAGAAAGAUGUGGGGUCUGCCGUUGGGGAUGACGGGCAGCCUGUGUUGGACGAUGAGAGACUCAGAGAGAUUCUCAAUGAGCUGCCUGAUAUCUACAUGCUGCAUAGCAAAAUCCUAACAGAGCUGGAGAGUCGAAUAAGACACUGGGAGGACAGUCAAAGGAUUGCUGAUAUUUUCCUGUCGAGGAAAGCAGAGUUCUUGGUCUUCACCACUUACAUCGGCCACUAUGAUAGAAGCAUGGGUUUACUGGAGGACAGCUGCAGAGCUUCACCCGCAUUCGCAGCUAUUGUUCAGAAAUUUGAGGAGCAGAAACCAGCUGGGGAGAGAGUUUCUUUCAAACAUCAGCUCCUGCAGGUUAUUGUGCGUGUGGCUCAGUAUCGCCUUCUCCUCACAGAUUAUCUGAACAACCUCUCCCCUGAUUCCAAGGAAUAUGAAGACACCCAAGCUGCUGUAGCAAUGAUGUCUGACAUUGCGGAUCAAGUCAAUGACAGCUUAAAACAUGGGGAGAACCUUUUGCGUCUGAUCAACAUAGCGUACAGUGUUCGUAGCCCACGGGACCUGCUUCAUCCUGGCAGGGUUUUUGUGAAAGAGGGAACCCUGAUGAAGGUCAGCAGGAAGAGUCGUCAGCCCCGACAUUUGUUUUUGAUGAACGACGUAUUGCUUUACACCUACCCCCAGCAGGAUGGAAAAUACAGACUGAAGAACACUUUGCCACUCAGUGGGUUGAAGGUCAGUAAACCCAACACCCCAAAUGUCCAAAAUGCCUUGAAAAUAGAGGGAUCAGAUAUCUCCAUUCUUUUGUCUGCCAGCUCUUUCCUUGAAAGAGAGGACUGGUAUUAUACACUUAAUCGCACUGUGACUGAACAAGCAAGAGGUUCUAUAGCAGUGAACAGCAGCUCUGGAGAGACCAGAGAUCGUCUUUGGCUGUCCCUGGGAGAAAAAGCUCCCACACUUGUUCCUGUCUCACAAGUGAUGAUGUGCAUGAACUGCACAGCAGAUUUCAGCCUCACUGUUCGCAGACACCACUGUCACAGCUGUGGGAGAAUUGUUUGUCGAAGCUGCUCCAGGAACAGAUAUCCACUAAAAUACAUGAAAGAUCGCAUGGCCAAAGUGUGUGACCACUGUUACAACGAGCUAAAAAAGAGAGGAGGAGAACUGUCCAAGCUCUCAGGCAAAGGUAGCCCUCGGCUGACCCGCUCCAGUCGUCCCCUUUCCACUGUAUUCCAAAAUAUUCAUCCUCCCAAUAUAUGGAGACAUCGGAAAGGGACUGCCUCCUUCACCCAGGAAAAUGUGUCAGAGGAAGGCUCCAUCAGUGGGUCUCUGCAGCGGAGUAAGACAAGCAAAAGGAACUGGAAGAGACUGUGGUUCCUGCUAAAAGACAAGGUGCUUUACACCUACCGUGCCCAAGAGGAGAAGGUAGCAUCAGAAAGUUUACCGCUUCUGGGUUUCACAGUGAAGCUACCUGACAAGCAGGGAGGAGACGCAGAAGCCAACAUCUUCCAGCUUUACCACCAAAACACUUUGUAUUACACUUUUAAAGCUGAAGAUAACUUUACAGCCCAGAGGUGGGUUAAUGCAAUGGAGGAAGCCACAAAUUUAUAGAAUCAACCAUACUGCUGCCGUUGUCCUCCCACAAAACCCAGUCUCUAAAACAUGACUGAACCUGAAACCAAACUAGAAAGACUGGGAAUAGAUUAUCUUCUGUUUGUCAACACGUUGUAACCUGCCCAGCUAAACUGAGGAGAAGACGUGGUGUUUUUUUUAAAAGAGGACACGAUUUACCUACUUUGUCCUACUGCAGUGUCCCCUCCCUGCUGUUACAGCAGGUGUAACGCCAAGGGCUGCAGGAGAUGUUGGCCCAGAUACCUGCCAGUGUGGAGCACCGCCUGUCAGCUAUAACUCACCGCCCCAUUUCCCAGAAUACAUUGGAGUUAUCGUCACAUCUUAAGCAAGAAACACAAUAUAAAGUUCAAGGCAUACUUGAACAUGGGUGAUUUAUUUAUCUGUUUGAAAAUACUGAACAAAGAAGGGAGAAGAUUCUGUUGUUGUUUACAUUAAGAAACACCCUAAAGCCUCAGUCACUCAUCUCAAAUGGCCUCAUCUUUACUUUAAAGUAUUUACGCCUUAAUUUCAACAUGUGCUUUUUUUUUUUACUGCAUUUAAUACCUAUUAGAGGGAAAAACAGACUGACCAAUGAUAAAAAAAACACACAAAUGAGUCUGUUUCUUAGCUGUUGGGCCAUCUCCAGCCACUUUGUUGGAGAUGCGUCCUGUCAAUAAAUUUUUUUUUUUUUCCAGUUUGCACUAAUAUUAAAGGCAUAAUUCAGGAUUUUUGGAUAAGGCGCCUUCAAAAAGCUAGAAGCAGUUAGUAAUUUACUUGCAGUAAAUAAAUCUAUUAAUCUUCAUUUAGUAUAAACCCAGAUUUGUUUUUUCCAGAUGUUGAGGCUAGCGGCUAAUCCAAGAGGGGCAAACACUAAAACAAACUUCUACCAUUUUAAAACAAUUCCAUUCUCAAAUUAGCAGAUAAUGUGAACAGUGUUUCCGCAAACCUUGAAAUGCUGACCCAUUUGCAUUGGAGGGUUUAUUACAGAAAAGCUGAAGAUACCAUACAUGGGAGGUUGGAAGUCGUGCGCCACCAAUUACCUUCCUUCAAGAAACAUGCACAGAGAAUAAAUCAUGGAAAUCAUUUCCACUCCAAUAUAAAGUAAAUUGGUGUAAAAAGCAAAAAAUAAUAUAAUACUUUUUUAUUCAUUUUUAGACUGCUUUGUUUUUCUACUAAGUACAGGUAAGCCCAAAAAUAUUCAUGCCACUGGCAAAUUUUGGUGUAUCAUAAUCCUAAAUUUUAUGACCACGUUUCUUCUGACUGGAAGUAAUAUUAGUGUUUUAGAGUCCAGUUGGAAUCUGAUAGAGAAUCUGUAGAGACAGCUGAAGAUUAGGGUGAUGAUGCGGAGGUUUUCCAACCACAAAGACUUGGAGCUCAUCACCAAAGAGGAAUUGUCACAGUACCAUUGGAAGCAUGCAAAAUGCUUGUCAGCAAUAAUAGGAAGUGUUUGACUACUGAGAAGGGUAAUAUUACUUUUGAUAUGCCCUUUUAAAAAAAAAAAACAACAAAUGUAUUCUUUUAAAACUAAUAAUCCUGUUACAAUAUUUUCUUUAUCCCUUGAGAGAUGGCUGUCUUAUGUGCUAAACGUUAUAGUUUAAUUGGAUUAUUUUUAAUUUUAAUCUGCCAGGGGUCUGAAAAAUGUUUGCCCUGUCUGUGAUUAAUCUAUUUGGAAACAUUUUACAACUUUUGUUCUUAGUAUGUAUUUUACACAGGGACAUUAUCGGUUGCACACUGACCUCAUUUUCCUAUUUAAAUAAUUCCUGACCUCUUUGUAAAACAAACAAACAAACAAAAAAAACAUUAACACCCAAUGCAAAGGUGAUAACAAUUUAAGGGUUAUAAAAUAGCAUUUGCAUAAACUGCUAUGAUGUUUUUAAGAUUACAGUUGUUUGGUCUUGGUCCCUCUAAGACGAGCCCCUAGCUUCAGUAUGUCGGACCGCCUAAUCUGGAUAUUAUACUAAAUUAUACGAAAAUUAAGAUAUUAAAUCCAUUAAGCGUCAGACGUUCUGCACUAUACCUUUAAAAAAUGAUGAACAAAUAAAAGGGAUUAAUGCACUCGUGUACAGGGACCAAAAGCUUUGCCUACCUACUGAAAAAGUAUGUCAUUAUUUUAAAAUCUUAUAGCAAGUGCAAUGUAAAUUCAUAUUUGUGUAGAGUCAUUAUUUAUCUGCACACAGAAGUGCUGGCUUUGACUGAAACAUCUGAGACUCAGAUGAUUAAUAUCUGCACCGACCUGCAUUAUCAGUGUCUUGGAUUUUGUACUGUACCUGAUGAUUUCUAAAUGAACUUUCAAGCAAAGUAAAAGACACAUGUUAAAAAAUUGGCCUCUGUUUUUUUGUGUUCCCCAUGUGUCCUCUAGAUAGCGCGUGAGAUCAGAUUUAAAGGAAAGCAGGGUACUACCUACUUCCUGUCUCUGUGCUCUUGUUAAUGGAACAUGUAGCACACACACACACACACAAAACUCUUGUUGCGCUUGUAGGACUCUGCCUACUAAAUGUCUGCCAUGAGACAUCUAGCUGGCAGAAGUCUUAGAUCCCACUCUGAGCUGCUGGAGGAGACACAGAAGAGACUGAGGGAUAUGCAGACCCGUGUGCUGUGCGGCCAAUGAAAGGCCAGGCCUGCUCUGCUUCUCAUCUCCCCCCUGAGGCUGCCUGACCCAGAAUAAUAUCAGGCGCAAAGUUUGCUUUCUGGGGCUGCUGAAAAGUUGCAGACACCUCGUCCUACAUAAAGGACAGACCAUUUAUCACUCUGCUCUGCCUUUCUAGUCCCAGUUCUGCUUUCCUCUUCUUGUCUUUCUUUCGUUGUGUCCUUUCUUGCCUUUGCUGAACCUUAACACAAUCUGACAUUUAUCAGCCACAAAAUCUAAUGUAUUUUGCUCUUAUUCUAUGUGAUAAAUUUACACAAAGUAGUGCAUAAUUUUAAAGAAGAAACAAAAGGAUACAUGGUUUUUAAAUACACAGCACAUAUUUGUAUUCAACCCCCUUUUAUCUGAUACCCUAAAAUAAAAUCCUGUGCAACCAAAUGCCUUCAGGCAUCACCUAAAUAGUAAAUAAAGCCUACAUGUGUUUAAUAUUGUUAAAGGCCUCUGGAUCUUAAGGAAGAGAUCCAUAAAGGAAAGCCAUUGUUGAAAGAAGAACUUCAGCAGUCAGCCAAAGGUCAUGCUGGGGUCAGAGCAAGAAGGUGCUGUGCUCAGAUGAGACCAAAAUUAAACUUUUUUCCUAUGUGCAAAAUGCCAUCUGUUGCAGAAAACCCCAAAUGUACAUCACCUGAGCACACACAGGAACAGGGAACCCACAAUGCUAGAAAAAAAUCAUCUAGAGGUUCCAAAAGAUUUGACAAUGGAUAGAGAUGGGGCGUGACGGUGGCACAGGGGUGAAAUGUGCAACCAAUGUUUGGAGGCUUUAUUCCUUAAAACAGGCUGUCGUGGGUUCGAAUCCAGGCCUGUUGACCUUUGCUGCAUUUCUUCCCCACUCUCUCCAGCCCUUUUCUAUCAGCUCACUGUCAAAAAAUAAGAAAAUAAAGGCCAUCAUUGCCACAAAAAAACUAUUUGAUAAAAUAGGUUGGAGAUUCGCCUUCUUGCAGGACAGUGACUUUAAAUGUACAGCCAGAAGUACAAUGAAAUGAUUUAGGUAGGAGUAUAAUCAGGUGUUGGCCUAUUCAAAGUUCAGACCUAAAUUAAUUGAGAAAGUGGCAACGCUUUAAAAUUGAUGUUCACAGACGCUCUCCAUUCAGUCUGAUGGAGCUUGAGCCGUUAUGCAAUAAAAAAUGGUCAAAGAUUUCAGCUUCUAUAUGUAUAUGUAGUAGAGACACAACCCAAAAUACUUACAGCUGUAAUUGCAAUGAAAAGCAAUUCUAUUAAUUGUUUAAUUGGGAGGACUAAAUAAAGAAGAACAACAAACGUUUCUAAUUUUCUUUCGUGAAGAAUUUUUAAAACCAUAUAUCCUUUACCUCCGUUUCAUAAUUAUGUGCUAUUUUGUGUUGGUCUACCACAAAACAUCCAAAUAAAAUACUUUGAUUGUAAAACGACAAAAUGUGGAAGUAGCUCUUUAGAGCUCAGUGCACUUUGCAAAUUCAAGCCAAAAUACUUUGUUCUCUUAAUCUGCAGUAGUUUUUAAAAUUAAAACUACUUAGAAUUAGAUUUUUUUAUAUGUUAUCAAACAGUGAACAGAUGGAUCUUUGGUGUUUGUUUUUUAACUUCUUCUUAUCACAGUUUUAGAAACAGGAAACUGUUUUAUUGCUCAUUGAACACGAAACAGCAAAUGCAGGUUGCCCUUUUCAUGUUUUUUGUCCUCCCAUUAAUUAUAAUAACAAACUAUUAAAAGUUUGCU